AUGAAUGAUCUGGGAGAACCUCAAGAGUUCCUCGGAAUGACGAUCAAACGAGAUAAAGAAAACAAACAUAUAACGAUUGUACAAGAAAAAUAUAUAGAUAAAAUUCUUAAACGAUUUGGAAUAGAAGAAAUGCACCCCCAACGAACUCCAAUGAUAACAAAUCAAGUAGCGAACCGAGAAAGAAAAUUACGAGAAGAAUCCUACGAAGAGAAUAUCUUAAACGAGACCGAAACAUUAACGAAUGUACCAUAUAAAGAGGCAGUAGGUAGUUUGCUGUAUUUGGCGGGUGCAACUCGCCCAGAUAUAGCAUUUGCAGUGAAUAUGGUAAGCAGGCACCAAAUAAAUCCCACAGAACAAGAUUGGAAAAUGAUAAUACGAAUCUUUCGAUAUCUGAAGGGAACGAAAAAGUUGGGCCUGAGCUACACGGCGAAACGAAACGAUCUGCAGGCAUUUUCAGAUGCUAGCUUUGCCGACUGCAAAGGCUCAGUCACCACUAGCGGGUACAUAAUACAAUUAUACGGAGAUACGAUAUCCUGGAAGACGCACAAACAAAACUAUGUUGCCCUUUCGACAUGUCAAGCAGAAUACGUUGCAAUGAGUAAGGCUUGCAAAGAGCUUGUUGCAAUGAGUCAAUCAUUGAAACGGAUACUGUACAAGAGUCCUUGCCCAAUGCAGCUUUGGUGCGAUAAUAAAGUCGCUGAAGCUAGUACGAAAAUAAGUGGAGGCAGUACAGAAAAGAACGAGUGA
This is a messenger RNA of Monomorium pharaonis (pharaoh ant), 747 nucleotides long. Its product is annotated as secreted RxLR effector protein 161-like. The record is from RefSeq and is a predicted model, not a curated record. The transcript has 2 exons. Lineage: Eukaryota; Metazoa; Arthropoda; Insecta; Hymenoptera; Formicidae. Bases 1 to 747 code for a protein of 248 amino acids.